AUGUAAAUAAACAAUGAUCAAUUCAGAGUAGACGCACCCCAAGGGAUGUGGUACCCAAGGGUAGCGUGCGUGCCACAGCGCGUGCGCGCACGUCGAGCAGUCCACUGGCAGAGUGCUGUUAUCAACCCCCUCGGACCACGAAGCCACCCUUCGCAUUUUUGCGCGUCGCAAGCGCCCCAACUCUGAGACGUGUUAUAUUCGUUACAUUUUUUGUCCGCGAUUACAGUGAGUGCGAGAAUUCGCCGACACCCCCCAAGAUCUACCGUGCCAGAAAACCCACGUCUCGUUGCCGUGGUGUGUGCGCGAAAGUUAUUGAUUCCCAUCGCGAAGGAACGGUGGUGGUUCGUCGAGCACGUUCGGAGCACACCUGUCGCGAGGUGUGACGACGUGCAUUUCACCUACUUUCAACAUCAUUGCGGCUUCGAUUGCUUUAAGGAGUAUUUGAAGAAUUAGCAUAAUUUGGAUUAAUUCUCGAAAGCCAAGAUGAAGAUCGGGCUGUUGAAGAACUUUUUGCAUUAUUUUAAUCUGAGGCAGGGGACGAUAUUAAUUGCCAUAUUCCAAUUGUUUUCGUCCGGAUUCAGUAUGAUAUUCUUCAUUCUGGCUCUGGCGCACGCAAUGGGGAUUCAAGAAAUGGUGGUGAGAGACACCGAAGAUGCCCUCGAAAGGGAAGCCUUGGAGGAGAUAUCAUCGAACCAUCUCAACACAAAAAAGAUGGACCUUGCGCAUCAUAACGCGACCGAAAUGGUAUACGCAAUGUAUUGCGGUCUCGUCAUCACAAUUAUUCAUUUCAUCUCCACCAUGUUACUUCUUUACGGAGCCUUGACGAACAAUCGUCACUUUAUGGCGCCUUGGAUGAUGGUUAAGAUCACUAUUAUAUCAGCCCUAGCAAUCUCAUUAUUCUUGGUAGAGGAAGAUUGUCCUUUCCUUGCUACUCUAGGCGGAAGAGCGGGUAUUUGCGAACGUCUAAUCGCCUUUUUCCUGAUAAUCAUGAGCUUUUACGUCUGGUUCGUGGUAUACAGUACUUAUAAGAGCCUCGAGACGAAGAAAGGACUUACGCAUGAAGUGCACAGUAUGAAAAAAAAGUACGCAGUACCCGUACCGUUGGAGGUACCAAAGGCGAUCCAGGUUUCAGUGAACAAACCCUACGAACUUUAAAGAUAUUAUGAGAUAGCAAUGAGAAACUUAUUUUUUGACGAGGAUGAAAAAAUCCGUGAUUCGGUAAAAGAACCGCAAGAUUCAACCGCAAUAAGCUGUCAAUGACGUAGAUGUGUUUUAAGAAGUAUUAUGUGCUUUCGGAAAUCUUGAAAUUGAGAUGUCAAUUUAAAAGUGAUUGCAAAAUUAUAUAAGGAAUGUUAGCUCGAAAAUGAGAAAUUGAUUACAAGUUGACGAAAGAUUUACAAUACGAUAUAAAGUGUAUUGCGCGUACGUAGGACAAGACGAACGGAAAGAAUUUUGUGAAGACUUGUUAAGAGGACCUGCAAGAAAUGCGCUUCUUAUAUUUAAACGGUUCUCUUUGUUCUGCCUUAUUAAAGUUACAUGCUCUUUUACGUUCGUUAAGGUGGUUCUUUAAUGCGACGCACAGAUACGCUAGUAUUUAGGUUUCAUUCAA
Messenger RNA from Pogonomyrmex barbatus (red harvester ant), 1609 nucleotides. RefSeq lists its product as uncharacterized. NCBI's taxonomy places the organism in Eukaryota, Metazoa, Arthropoda, Insecta, Hymenoptera, Formicidae. The record is from RefSeq and is a predicted model, not a curated record.